AUGGACAACACUGAUGAUCCAAAAACAAGUGAUGAGGACCACCUCAUGCUUGUUGUGGCCUCCCGAGCGGAGGAAGCGGCACGACAGCUAGCUCCAGUAAACCCUUCGCCCGUUGAGCAGACAGAUAAGGCAGCAGAAGUGGAGGCAGAAGAUGACUUGAUGAAUAUUGUGGCCAAACGGGCUGAAAAUGCCCGCCAGGAAAUUCUAGCUGAUGAAUCAGAGAACCUGGACUCAUCAAUGGCCAAUGAGACCACUGAAUAUACCACGGAAGAGACACUGGAUGACGAGACACCGGGUGACGAGAAAGUGGAGGCAGAAGAUGACUUGAUGGAUAUUGUGGCCAAACGGGCUGAGAAUGCUCGCCGGGAAAUUUUACUUGACGAAUCAGAGAACCAGGACUCAUCAAUGGCCAAUGAGACCACUGAAUAUACCACGGAAGAGACACUGGAUGACGAGAAAGUCUUGGGAGAAGGACCAGAACAAAUCCCAGAGCAACAUGUACCAGGAAUGGCUGCACCCAGGCUCGUUGUACCCCUCACAAAUCCUGCUUCCCGUCAACAAGCCAGAGCACCACCGUCCCGGCCAGGGGCCUUUGCUUUGGGGCCAAAUAUGCGCAACGUGCCAACACAGCCUGAUUCAGAGCAGUCAAUAUCAUCAUCAGGUGAUGAAAACCCUCUCUCCAGUGAUGAUGGACUUGUCGAGGCAAGGAUGGUGGAGGGUACUCCGGAUUUGGAAGCGGCAACCCCGGUGGAUCCGGAUGCUCUGGAACAAAGGAACCAAAGGAUCCAAAAGCAGAGGACAAAGCAUAUUCUUGUGUUCAUCCUGAUUCUCUGUUUAGCUGUUGCGAUUGCCAUUGGGUUCUCCAUUGGUGCAAAAAACAGUUCGACCAUGACCAUGUCACCUACAAUGUACGUGGAACAUGAGGUCUAUGGCAUUGAACCUUGCGACCAGAAUGGUGAAUACCACUCCUUGUUUGUGUCAGGCAGAAUGUACAAAGAUAAGGAUUUGCUCGGAAACAUCCACAUGCCUGCUGAAAUUGAACUGUUGACAAAUCUGAGAAACUUGCAUUUGGCCUUCAAUGCAUCCAUCAGUGCAUCGUCACUGUUUCCGUCUACAAUUUUCAGAAUGGCCCACCUGAGGGCUCUUGAGUACGCAGAGUGGGGAUUGGUAGGCGGCAUCCCAAGUGAGCUGGGUUUGAUGAGUGAGCUGAAGACCUUAAAUCUCCGGUACAAUCGCCUUUCAGGCACGAUCCCCACUGAAAUUCGGAUGGAUAGUCUGGAACGUCUGAUGUUAUCAUACAACCUUUUUUCUGCAUCUAUUCCGACCGAGAUUGGAUUGGCCAACAAAUUGAAAUCGCUCAGCAUUAUGAGAAGCUCACUUGUUGGGACUUUGCCCAGUGAACUUGGACUCUUGACUGGUCUCACAGCCCUAAAGUUGAAUGAGAACCAGUAUUUAUCCGGAUCUAUUCCAACUGAGAUUGGGUUGCUUUCCCAUUUGGAGGAGCUUCGUCUUUACUACACUGACCUCACAGGAAGAAUUCCCACAGAGUUUGGUGCUUUGAACCAAAUGACAAGACUGAUGGCUUUUCGAAAUUCUCUAUCAGGAGCCUUGCCAUCUCAGUUGGGAGUUAUGGUAAACCUCCACACCCUGAGCAUGGAAGAAAAUCGUUUCACUGGGACCGUUCCGUCGGAACUAGGAUUGCUGAGAAAUUGGUCUUCAUUCUUCUCCCGUUUUUUUCUUCAUGACAAUGCUCUGACUGGGACUCUUCCAACGGAGCUCGGCCUGAUGACAAAUGUCACAGAAUUCAGAAUUGAGAAAAACUCUUUAUCGGGCCAGAUUCCGAGCGAAUUGGCAUCAUUGAGCAGACUCUCAAACCUUUAUUUUUCACACAACAACUUCUCAGGCUCAGUUCCCUCUGAGUAUGGGCUCUUUGGAAACUUGGAGAGGCUGCAGUUGGAAGAAUUGCCCCUACUAAGCAAUUCUCUUCCAACCGAGCUCUCUAUGGUGACAACUUUGGGAGUUUUGAACAUCAGUGGAACUGGCAUUGAGGGAAUCAUUCCUCCUGGGCUGUGCCACUUCCAGAACUCGUCCUGUUCUUUUGGAAGUGACCCAAAUUUAGUAUUGAUCUUCCCUGACCUGUUUCGUUGCCACCUUGUUUUCGAAUGCACCGAUAGCCUUUGUGGGUGUGAUUGUCCUUGCUUGGAAGAAAAUGGUGAAACCUAACCAGAAUGGCAGGGAGACUCGGAGACCCAAGUCGAAGCAGUUGGAGAUUGGAUGAGGAGGACUGGUACCACGAGACACAGCACUCGCACCUGACCUUCUCUUGAGUGUUUUACAUGCACAAGUACUUAGUUUAGUUUCAGUAUUACAUUUUCCAUAAUUUUGACUACAAGAGCAG
This is a messenger RNA of Seminavis robusta, 2398 nucleotides long. The record is from the annotation of a GenBank genome assembly. NCBI's taxonomy places the organism in Eukaryota, Bacillariophyta, Bacillariophyceae, Naviculales, Naviculaceae.